Messenger RNA from Pollicipes pollicipes, 2495 nucleotides. Its product is annotated as nose resistant to fluoxetine protein 6. NCBI's taxonomy places the organism in Eukaryota, Metazoa, Arthropoda, Thecostraca, Pollicipedomorpha, Pollicipedidae. The coding region runs from base 87 to 2432 and encodes 781 amino acids. Gene Ontology annotation, molecular function: acyltransferase activity, transferring groups other than amino-acyl groups. The transcript has a single exon. The record is from RefSeq and is a predicted model, not a curated record.
GCCAAGUCACGUCAGUCGACGGUGUGGCGAGCAGGCCGUCCUCGUCUUCUGCGACGGUGAGCCGCGUGGCAGCGGCACCUCCGACCAUGGCGCUGCGUCUCCGCCUGCUCCUGCUGGCAUCCGCGCUGGUGGGAGUCGGCCUGGCCGCCCCCGGCGACCUGCUGGAGCUGCGUCGAGAGCUGCCGGACCUUUCCUGGGCUCGUCUCGCCGGCCUGCAGAAGCUGGCGGAGAGCAGCCGGCACCUCCCCACCACUGAGGAGUUCCUGCGGCAGACGGGCGCGCUCGAGCUGUAUGAAGCCCUGCCGGAGCAGCUGCGGACGGAGCAGGCGCUGCCGGCCGAUAUCGCCAACCUGCUGAUUGCCCUGCUCGUCGGGCCCUACAUCACGCCCAUGCUGGCACACGGAAUCUCGCCGCUCUGUCUGAACCACAGCUGGGCGUACGCCACCAGCAUCCUCUCCAACAACUCCUGGGCGCUGACGAUGUUCGACGCGGAUGGAAAGCUUCCCGACGGCGUACUGGGCGGCAACCUCAACUACGUGGGCAACUGGGACGAGUGUUUAAGUGUUCAGGCGAGUGUCGACAAUGUUGACGAACUCAUUCCGCUGAAAGUAAGCCAAUUUCAGGGCAAGCACUGUCGGCCCCAGUUUCACCUUCCCCCUAAAGCAGCUGGGAAUCAGGAUAGCCGGUUUGGCCACCAUGCCAAUGAAAUGGCUAGAAUGGUGGGGUUGGAGCCGAUACUUCCACCACUUAUUCAACUUUCGGGCCAGUCGACUGUCAUGCCGCCAUCCGCUUCCAUUGGACUCUGCAUCCCUUCAUCUUGCUCUGCCGAAGACUUGAGACUAAGCCUUCAGCAAAGAAUGCCCAGCCUGCAAGUCGACCUUCUUGAAACUGACUGUCAUGUAGAGGGUGAGACAACUAAAUUCAGCGCGGCCGAUAUCGUCAUGCUGUGCAUCAUUUGUGUCACCGGCUUGCUCAUGGCUGUCGGCACCUUUAUCGAUGUUAUCAAGGACAGUGCCAACGAGCCCGACGCCAAUUUGAGCGUCCCCGUUGAUCGCAUGUUCAGGGGGAAAAUGCCAACCACUGUCCAGAAGGUGCUUCUGGCGUUUUCGGUCUGGACAAAUGGCAGAAAGAUUUUAGACACGUCUUCGUCGAGCGAUACGUUGGGAUGUCUCCAUGGCAUGCGUUUUCUCUCCAUGACCUGGGUUAUCCUUGGUCAUCAAUACAUUUUUGGAUUAUUUUCCGUACCGUGGGUAAAUCAAUUUUCAGCCUUCAACGUACUUAAUUCUGUGGCAUUUGCUGCCGUUGACAACGCUACUGUCUCGGUCGAUUCGUUUUUCUUCCUCAGCGGGCUUCUCGUUGCAUACGUCUUCAUGAGAAACAUGGAGAAAACCAAGGGGAAGUUUAACAUUAUCAUGUAUUACGUUCACCGAUACAUUCGGCUAACGCCAGUCCUGGCAAUGACCAUAGGCUUCGUCGCAACUCUCUACGUACACCUGGGUGACGGUCCAUUCUGGGGGAAGAACACCGUGUUCGGAAACCCAUACAUUUGUAGCAAGUACUGGUGGAAAAACCUUGCGUACAUCAACAAUGUGUACGAAUCCGAAAAGACGUGCCUGGGUCAGACGUGGUACCUUGCCAAUGACAUGCAGAUGUUUGUCUUGUCACCCAUCGUCCUGUUGCCGCUGUACUUUUACCCGACCAUCGGUCAAAUCUGGCUCAUAUUGCUUCUCGGGCUUAACCUGUUCAUCACCGGCUACGUCACCGACUACAACGACCUGGGCCCGAGCGGAGGCGACUCGUCGUUACGCUACUUCGUGCCCUGGUGUCGGUACGGCGUGUACCUGGUGGGCGUGUACACCGGCUGGUUCCUGCACCGGCGCCGUGGCAGACGACUGCACAUGACGUUGCCUGUUGCGCUGGCCGGCUGGCUGGUCGCAGCGCUCACCGCCUGCCUCGUCGUCUACGGUCUGUACGAUUACUCGACCGUGCCGCCGCUCGCGGUGCCGUCCAAGACCGCGUCUAUCGUGUACGCUGCCCUGAAUCGGCCCGCCUGGGGCAUGUGCCUGGCGUGGGUGGUGAUCGCCUGUGUCCACGGGUACGGCGGCUUCAUCAACACGCUGCUCUCCUGGAAGUUCUGGAUUCCGCUCAGCCGCGUCACGUACUGCUGCUACCUCGUCUCCAUCGACAUCCAGAUCUUCUUCUACGCGACGCUCAAGUCGGUGCUGUACUUCGACCAGACAACGGCGGUGUAUGCCUUCCUGGCGACGCUCACCGUGUCGAUUGCCGUCGCCACCGUGUUCUCGCUCGCGUUCGAGGCGCCGAUGAUGGCCUUGGAGAAGAUCAUCUUCGCCAACGUCGGUGCCGUGGCUCCCAAACCGACGGUCCCACCCGCGCCCGGGCAGGAGCCAGACGGGAACGGCAAGCAGGCGUGAUGUAUGUAGAUCGUCGUCAUAGGUCGGCAGCAUGCAUGCCAAAUAAAAGUGUGCCUCCAAUGG